Messenger RNA from Suillus bovinus, 1333 nucleotides. RefSeq names its product kinase-like domain-containing protein. Gene Ontology annotation, biological process: protein phosphorylation; signal transduction. Gene Ontology annotation, molecular function: protein kinase activity; ATP binding. The transcript is spliced from 10 exons. Lineage: Eukaryota; Fungi; Basidiomycota; Agaricomycetes; Boletales; Suillaceae. Gene Ontology annotation, cellular component: cytoplasm. Bases 147 to 1160 code for a protein of 337 amino acids. The record is from RefSeq and is a predicted model, not a curated record.
AUGGGAGCAAAAUAGCCCUCGACGCAUUUCACACAAGUAUUCUCCAGGUUUUAGCGGGAAAGUUGCCCUAUUGGUGGAUUUCAGAAGAGGGCCAAGUCCUUUCGGACAAAUUAAAGGGCACAGAGCCUUUUGACACGACUGUGAAGAUGGAUGAAGUGCAGCUAAACUUGGUUCGACGGUGCCUAUCUGAGGAGACAUCUCGUCCUUCAAUCGAGAAGGUCCGCUACUUAGUCUUAGUCCUAGGCUGCGGUGCCGUUGAUUUGACAAACUCAGUCCAACGACUAAACAAAGAUCACCACAAUUCUGGAGGGUUUGCAAAUGUUCAUAGGUGCAGGCUCCAUGCAAGAGACAUGGAUGCUAGCGUCCCACAAUUGGGCUCCCGCUACCAGAUCUCUUCUACAAUGGCUUGCGAUGACGUUGCAGUCAAGGAAGUAAAAUUUGGUGAGAAUCCAGACGUGUUGAAGAUCAUCAAUCGACUGUUCCGAGAGAUCAAGCUAUGGUUGCAACUUGAGCAUGAGAAUAUUGUUCCUCUCCUUGGAGUUACGGAUGGAUUUGGUUCCCUCCCAGCACUCAUCUCUCCUUGGUUUCAUCAUGGCACUUUGACUGGAUAUCUUCAGCGUAAGCAUAAGAUGCUUUCCUACAAUGCAAAAUUUGCACUGCUCAGGGAUGUAGCUCGCGGACUCCAAUAUCUCCACUCGCAGUCAAUCAUCCAUGGAGACUUGAGCGGAAAUAAUGUUCUUAUUGACAAGAAUGGAAAAGCAAGCCUUGCCGAUUUCGGUCUCUCUGCCCUCCUUCCCGAAAGAAUGAGUCAGGCAUUACUGCCCACCAAUCCCACGUGCACCGCACCAUACAUGGCGCCAGAAUACUUGAUAUUCGAUGAUGAAGGUAACACAUUACUGGAAUUCAGUCCAAAAAGCGAUGUGUACUCUUUCGGAGGGAUCAUGCUGCAGGUUUUGGAGGGCAAGAUCCCAUACCAUUAUAUUGCCAGAUAUGAAGCAAUCAUCAACUGCAUAUCACGAGGGAUAAGACCCAAAAGGCCGCCUGCGCAUGUGGUCAGCGACGUCGACUGGCAUUUCAUUCAGAGUUGUUGGUCACAGGAUAUGGAGCAUCGACCCUCUGACGAAGCCAUCCUAGAUUUUGUGGAAGGACGGCCGUCCUGAAUUAGUCUUAGCAAAUAGAGCCCUUUACCAAUACGAAGUAUCCUCAUAGGUCUGGAACCAUAAUUCGAGAAUCAAGCUCGAACUCGAGCAGAUACUGUCUCAACGAUUGUCCUAGAACUCGUAUAGUUGAGAGGAAGAUUUCAAAUACGACUUUCCUUGUCAAAGAUCAGAUC